Molecule: messenger RNA, 618 nt
Organism: Aspergillus homomorphus CBS 101889
Lineage: Eukaryota; Fungi; Ascomycota; Eurotiomycetes; Eurotiales; Aspergillaceae
Exons: 1
Coding region: 118-573 (151 amino acids)
Source: RefSeq, a predicted model, not a curated record
AGUAAGCUAAAUAGUCGCGCGGGUGGUUUGGAUCGUACCCACUUGACUUGUCUAGGUCUGGGAUUCCAGGGAUAUCCACCUGUCCAUUGCGGCUCUAACACCCGGACAACACCGAACAUGGUGAGUGCCGGUCGAACCACGGUAAGGAUUGCCAGCUAUCCACGGACUUGGGACACCGUAGCAGUCGUAGCACCCAGAACCACGGGUCAGGAGGCCCGGCACGCUUACCUAUCCCUCUCCCUUCAUCCCACUCACAGCCUCCUUCGACCCGUUUUGACCCGUAGGCUUCGGUUAUCUGUUACAAUGCAUUUCCUCUAUCUCAUCUCAUUCCAACUGAUCGGAAUCUAUUUACGAUUCCAACGGACAUAUAUGUGUGUGUGUGUGUAUGUGCGUAUGUGUGGGGUGAAUACGAAGAUCCGCUCAUUUCCGUCCACGGGUCUGCUUUUAAGUCUUUCUCUCCCACCUUGCCUUCUCUUUGAUCUUCCGAGUGCGGAUCUUACGGGAGAAAAGAGUUAUAGAGGGAAGAGCGGAUCACUUAUAGUAUCUAUCCAGAAAGUAUCCCGUUAUCCAUGAGAUUGAGAAUGUGAAAAGUAAAAAGAGCGUCGUCGCAUUGUGCUU